UGAGCAUCUCGCAUUGCCACAAAUCUCUAUUCACUAUUUUGAUUUUUUAGUUGGAGGUCUUUAAAAGGGGUCAUCCCGAUCAAACCCAGAAUUUUAAUUCGAACUUGAGAAGUCCAGCAUUAUUUUAGUUUUUUGAAAACUAGCUGUUUGUCCCAAAAAGAUGCUUUUCAAUCCCGUCAGGAAACAAGAUUUCAGAAUUUCAAUAAUCCGAUACGCGAGCUUUCAAUGAAGCCUCUCACUGCCUCCAUCAAGAUGAGACUAUCUAACCUAACUCCUAAGCAUAAUAAAUAUUGGCACUUUACACAUGCCAUCAGAUGAUCAACAAUAAAUCGUUUGAAUUGCAACAAGCUUAAUCUUCAAAAGAACUACAAGUAAUCAUGCCUCCUUUUACACUUCUCCUCAACCGAACCGAACCCACGAUUCCAAUAUAACCGAGUUCAGGAACGCACGUCGAAUAGGUUUCACAGUUUGUGCGUUGGGAUUAGGUUCAGAAUGUUGAAUACUAGCAUAAAACGUCUAGGCAAUCCUCAUGCAUUUGAAAUAUGUGAUGACUUUUCAAUAGUCACCUCUUUCCUUACUUCAGAUAUCAAAUACCCAUACCUAGUCCUCUCGUCCCAUCUCACACUAAAAAUAAAUUCCUACUCUAGAGAACUCGAACUAGUGUCACAAUAGAGCCACUUGGUACGCUAUUAUACCUCCUAAGAUCAUUGCACAGCUUGAGAAUCCUAACAGCCUGUGUGCAUCCGGAGAUACAUUAUCUUCAUUCAAGUGCCGGAGCCAAAAGUUUUGCCCAGAUUGUUCGUCGCCUCCGUCCACCGGGUUCCAGAUUGCAACAUUCAAACUAUCCUUCACUGUCUCGACAUUACUCAUAUCGAUCUAGUUAAGUUUGAUAGACCAAAGAGGCAGUGAUCAUAGUAUCCGAACAAACCCCGACAACUUAUUCAUUUUGUCAAAUGAUCAUUGGAUGGAGAAGUGGGAAUAUGGCAAGUAAAGUUUCGACUGCCGCAAAAUCGGGGACCUGGAAUCUUUUUAAAUGACGUUGACUUGUAUUGAAAGAUGCGGUACUCGAGUAGAUAUUUAUACCCAAGUGAAGUACUCGUUCGUGUGGUUUACAAAAUCAGAUAGUAAUUUUCUCCUCUUCACAUUAAUACCUUCCUCUCAUUUCCAUAUCCACAAAACCCCACACCAUUGUGAGGACUUCACAGCCUUAACGUAGGAAGAGCUACCUAGUAUUUUUUUCCAGUCUCGGAAUAUUUAACUGAUAAUCAAUCGGUAAUGCCUACUAUUGUACCUGGUCUUAAAAAACUCAAAGAACGUCGAGCUCACGCCAAAGAGCUUCGAGGUCAAUCGAAUGAAUUGCACAGAUGUUAUCAAGAUAUGAAAGCCGUAGACGAUCGAUAUAAUAAACCCCAGACGUAUCAUGUGGAUCAAUUCACACAUACGAACGGAAAUGCAGACAAAUUACAAAAUCUGCGUGCUACAAUACCACGGGAAAUAGAAAUAAGGCCGUCAAGUGACUCAUCAGCACGCUCAUGA
Botrytis byssoidea is the source of this 1536-nucleotide messenger RNA. RefSeq lists its product as uncharacterized. Lineage: Eukaryota; Fungi; Ascomycota; Leotiomycetes; Helotiales; Sclerotiniaceae. The record is from RefSeq and is a predicted model, not a curated record. The transcript is spliced from 2 exons. The coding region runs from base 1276 to 1536 and encodes 86 amino acids.